CAACGUGCUGGUGGAAGUGGAAGCGAAUUGAAAUCGCGCGCUGCUCUAUUCGCUUGUUUAUGCCAAAGUCCAUGGUAAUUAGUCGUUUGGAACUGGACGGAUUGGCUCAGUGACACCAUUAGCCAUUGGCUUUCCUACAUGCCCAGGGAUUGGCUUCACCUCGCAUUGUGGAUAAACUGAGACGCUAAAGUCGUUGUCGCCGUCACCGCCUCCGCCACGCCCACCAAGGGGGCAGCACCCAGAUCUCCGGUUGCGAACUAGUAGUGACGCCAACGUGGUCGAUCGCCGUUGUCGUCAUCAACAACGUUGUGUUCGUCGAACUGUGAGAUUAUUUAAUGUUGGCCACCGGUUUUCUGGCUCGCAGAACCGUACUUAACCAGCCGGCGUUCAAUUCAUGGAGCACACUCCUCCGGACCGCUAGAAAACGACCCACAUCCACGGUUGCUGCCAGAGUUCCACUAAAGCUUCAGUCACAGCGGCAAUUCACAAGAGCAUACUCGUCCUCCAAAGUCAUGGAAACGCUCGCGGAUGUAUUCCGCGGCAUUACGGAUCGAUUUGCCGGAGUCACAGUCGAUGGACGCGAGGAGAACGUGGACAAAGCCAGUUUCCGGGACAAGCUGACAAAAUCCCUGGACUUUUGGACGACGAACAAGAACCGGGCCAUUUGGUUCCGUGUGUAUAAGGAGCAGGCCGAUUGGGUUCCCAUUCUGGCGGAGAACGGCUUUGAUUUCCAUCAUGCCAAGACCGGUGUGGUAGUCAUGUACCGCUGGCUACCGGAGCACGAGUCCAGCAAUCUGCCCACCUACGCCCACACGCUGAUGGGCGUCGGUGGACUGGUGAUCAACGAACAGGACGAGGUGCUGGUGGUGUCCGAUCGUUAUGCGAUGAUACCGAACAGCUGGAAGCUGCCCGGCGGCUAUGUGGAGCCGCGGGAGAAUCUCAUCGAUGCGGCGAUACGCGAGGUGGCCGAGGAGACGGGAAUCCGCACCGAAUUCCGCUCAGUGGUCAGUCUGCGGCAUGCCCAUGGCGGCACCUUCGGCUGCUCCGACAUGUACGUGGUCAUCGCCCUAAAGCCACUAAAUUUGGACUUUACGCGCUGCGAACGCGAGAUAGCGCGCAUCCAGUGGAUGCCCAUCGCGGAGUAUCUGAAGCAUCCGCAGGUCCACGAGACGAACAGGCAGUUCGUCUGCACCUUUUUGGACUACCAGAAGCGCGGCCUGACCCUCACCUGUCGCGACGAAGUGCAUCAGGUGCUGAAGAAGAAAUACAAUUUGUAUUACGUGGAUCGGGAGCAGCAGGAUAAAAAGAAUUCGUGAGACUUGUCGGUGCACUGGCUAAAUCCUUAGUGCAAUUUUUAUAAAGUCCUUUCUUCCAAAAGCCAGCAGCAGCACAACUGCGCAUUCAAAUGUUCACAAUGUAGUCAAUAAAUGCUUUUUUUUGUAUAUAAUUAUAUGAAUAUAUCAAUUAAAGCUCACGCAGCCUUUUAAAAAAC
Molecule: messenger RNA, 1492 nt
Organism: Drosophila sechellia
Lineage: Eukaryota; Metazoa; Arthropoda; Insecta; Diptera; Drosophilidae
Product: nudix hydrolase 8
Exons: 4
Coding region: 336-1316 (326 amino acids)
Molecular function (GO): NAD binding; ADP-ribose diphosphatase activity; NADH pyrophosphatase activity
Source: RefSeq, a predicted model, not a curated record